This is a messenger RNA of Diorhabda carinulata, 480 nucleotides long. RefSeq lists its product as uncharacterized. The transcript has 2 exons. The coding region runs from base 36 to 407 and encodes 123 amino acids. NCBI's taxonomy places the organism in Eukaryota, Metazoa, Arthropoda, Insecta, Coleoptera, Chrysomelidae. Gene Ontology annotation, molecular function: odorant binding. The record is from RefSeq and is a predicted model, not a curated record.
AUCACAUACAUACCAUUUCCAUUAGAAUAUCCAUUAUGGUGAAAUUAGUACACUACAUUUCAGUUGUUUCUUUAAUUACUUUUGCCUGCUGUAUAUCAGCAGAGCAGCACCCUAAGCCACCAAAAAUGGCAGAAUGUCUUAAUGAAAUCGGUAUAACUGAAGAUGAAGUAUUUGAUAAAAAUUUUGAAGACAGAAAGAUUUCUUGUUUUUGGAAGUGUAUUAUGGAAAUUAAUGGUCUAGUUGCUUCUGACGGAGUCGUAAAUCCGGAUAAAUUAGAAAACAGUUUUCCAGAAGAUGCUCCUAAAUUCCCUGCUGAUGUUGUGAGCGAAAUGAAAACAUGUUUAGGAACAGUCGGUAAAAUAAACAGUUGCGAUGACGUACAAAAAAUAAGACAGUGUAUUGAGUAGGAAAAAACAUAUUGACUUGUGCUAUGAUCUAAUUGAAAUGCUUGCAAUAAAUUUACUUAGGCAAUAAAUGAAA